AGAAACCUCUACCGAUGAUGUCACCACUAGUUCAAUUGAAGAGGACGGUAUGAGAAGCCGAGGAGACGACAUGACAAGCCCUGUUCAGUCCCGAGUCCGGACCGGCACCAUGAAAACAACCAUCCAUGUGCUGUCCCUGGUACUGAACUGCUGCCUAGUAGUUGGUGUUAUCUUUUUAGGGGUGGUGGUGAUGAACGUAAAGCUGUCAGUGAGUCAGCUAGAGGAGAACACUGAAGCAGCCAUUGGUGAUCUAUCAAACGCGUUAAUUGGGCUACAACAGCCACUGCAACCGCCAGGGGGCAUUCCAGAAGGUCUAGAAGAACACGGCGGAAAAGAUCCAGAAAAGCAAUUAACCGACUCCAACCCGACAAGGAUCCCAUGGACUGAGAAUCUUCAGCGUCUGGAGAAGACUGAAGCUACGGUCAUGGACCAGCAAUACAUAUCGGAGAAAAAAAGUGCUACAACUGACGUCAACCGACCAUCUUCGUCUUGCCCUAAAGGCUAUCAGAAGUACCGCGAAGUCUGCUACAAACCGUUUGAAACACGUCAGCAGUUCCACGAGUCGGCGACAGCCUGUAUCGCCGACGGAGGCACCCUCGCCAUGCCCCGUGAUGCCGGCGUCAACACCUUCCUCAUCUCCCUCAUCGAUUCAGCCAAGUUCAAGUUCGCCAACUUCUGGUUCGGUUUGCACAGUCAGCGAGAAAACGGGAAGUGGGACUGGAUAGACGGAACCCCACUGGGGACCAACUUCAGCAUGUGGGCGGAGGGACAACCCAGUGACACCGAGACGGGAAUCCAGCGCUGUGUCAUGUACUGGGGGAUCAACCAGAAUCUCUGGAACGACUAUGGGUGUGUCGGCACAGCCAAUUUCAUUUGUCAGAUCAUACCGUAAGAUGUUCCAAAGAAGUAGACGCCUGCUCCAGUCUUCACAACAGUGCAGAGCUCAAUGGUCAAAUUGAGACAAAAACAUGAUAUAUACUUUUGGCUAAUAUAGUAUGACUUUACUGUAGUCGCAAAAGCCGUUAAAAUGUAUCUAACACUUCAUUUUGGAUUUAUAGCUUUCUUAGACAGGAAUGCCUGUAUACUUCCGAAUCACUCUAAUCUAAUCUAAUCUAAUGUAAGGUGUAAAGUUAGACUCCGAUAUUUGACAACAGUUGUGCUAACCAAUAAUACCUAAUCGUCCUAGUUCUUGCUUAGCGCUUUUCAUAACUUUGUAUGCACCAUUUUUGUUUGUGUGUAUUUAUUCAUGAGAAGCUCAAUAGGCAUGUAGGCCGCUUUCUAUGAUGGAGGCAAGAAUCAAAUAUAAUAUUACAGAGAUACAGAUUACAUUGAGUACUAAUAAAUCUAUCAACAUUUAACAAGAGGAAUAAGUAAAGAUAGCUCAUAUUGACGAGUUUCUGCCAUCAAUUGAUUAUUCUAGAAGGGAAAGAAAAAGCAGGUGAAACUGAGUAGUACAAAAUACAUGCACAAAAUAUAUCUUUGUCUUUUUUAUUUCAACAUUUACUGACCAGACGUGAUGACAACACACUCAUGAUCUGACAAAUGGCAAUAGAAAAAUGCAUUAAAACAAAUACUUGUACAUACAAGCAAAGCACAAGAAGUAUAACAAAGUAAUGUAAGGUAAACAACAUGGUAACAAAAACCAUAUGCAAUGUAAGAAAAGUGAAAUUUAUGUACAGGAAAACUGUAAGCAGAUCGUUAAAUUCGUGACAAAUCCCAACAUUACUCGAUGUCGGAAGUUUAUUGUUCAAUGUCUUCGCUUCCACAUUGUACUCAAACAUACCGUAGUUUCCGUCACGUCCAUAUCGUAGUGCUGUUGACCAAGAUUCGGAAUAAGUAAAUAGAUAAAUAGAACACGCGUUCCUGUGGUGAUGGGACGCUAUGCCGUCACGAUUAGUACAUAAAACAUUGUUCUAGAACAUUACUAACAUGCCCCUGAUUCUAACGCUAAUGUUAUAAACGUUAUAACAUGUAAUGAAGAUAUGUGUAACAGCUCAAUAAACUUACAUGCGUGUGUUUAGAUACUUGUAUGAGCAGAGAGAGAGAAUGGCUAAAACACCGUCAAAUGUACCACCAAAGGUGCUAGAAAAGAAUGACCUUUGUUUUACUGCUAAAUGCUUCACUGACGUAUCAAUACGGCGAUUUCCAAAGCGUCAUAGUCCAACGCACGUACCCCAAAGACAUUCCAUAUCUCACAAUACCGGUCCAUCCUAUCCACCAAUGACGUCACAAUGGGUUUCUUUGGACGUAGGGAAUUAUUCCAUGACCUGUCAAAGGAAUCAUAACAUUGCCGAAACGAACGGAUUUCAAGACACAUCGGCAGAUAUGAACAAGCAUGGAGGGACAAGAGGUGAUGGCGAAGACCAGAGGAGCCUUCUACAGGCCAUGCUUGAGGAUCAAUCUGUUACAGCGUCCGUUAGUGAAAAUACAGACCCGGAAAGACACCAGUGUCACGCGGCAAACACACCAACAAGCCUUGGCAUACAGACUGAUCACUUUGUGGUUGAGGCUAAGAGAGAUAACGAUGUCCUUCACGCAAUUGCUGGUGAGACUGUUGCCGGGACAAAGAACAGAAACGGUGAGGCCGAGGUCGAAGUAGAAGAGACAUGUGAUGGCGAAAGCCGUAAGUUGUGCCAAGCAGAUCUUCCAGCAGCCGGUCGGUUCAACAUAAGAUCGGUGACCACUGAAGAGGAAGGCGUUGGACUUGGAGCUUUAGCUAUCGCUCUGACGCAAAAGAACAGGAAAGUUGACGAAGCUUAUGGCAGCUCCAGAUUGAAGCUACCUGCUAGAAAGCGGAAGAAUGAUUUGACGGAUUGUGGACCCUGUGGGGUCGGCGGCCGAAGUCAGAAGAAGAGUCGGGUCGUACCGCUUAGAGAUGCUCCUCAGUCACGUAAACAUACCAGACGGACCAUUCCCUCAUUUCACACUUUUCAAGAUACAAAGGACAUCAAACAGUCAAAGUUGAAGCGAGCCAGUGGUGUAUCUUCGCUAGAUUGUCAUGGAAAGAACAAAGAAGUUAUGGAAAGCCAUGACAAUGUAAGGAUUGGUGAGACUGUAUCGCAAGAAAGGUGGGCGGGCACUCGUGGAGAGAAGGGUGCUACCACAUUGACAGCCAAUGACAGAGUUUCGAGGCAAGACAAGUGUUCUCAAUCGAAGUCUCAAGGAAGAAAGUGUCGGGGUGCUAGGAAGAAGGCUGGCAAAGCCAUACGCACUACCGACGUAAAUCAGAGCCGUGGCCAGUCUGUUCUUUGUGCCGCCUGCAGUUCCAAAACACGAACCAGGGGAAUAGCUUUGCAAAAAGUAGAUGCAACAGCCAACGUUAACGGUGUCUCUCGUUCAACAUCACGAAGAAGAAAACAGCAAAAGGCAUCAACAAGAGAGUGCAUCAUGAAAAACUAUUAUACUGCCAGUGCAAUCGACGACGUCAACACUGAAAAUGCAAACCAGGGAUGGGCUGUUAUCAGAGAUACACUUCGGUCCCAAACCGAGUGGACUGAUACCUCUCUUCAUGCUGAUGUCGACUCCAAUGCAUUUCAAAAGUUGUCGAAGAGGGAAACUGACAAGCACUGGGACUCUGGGUCUUCAUCAAGGUGGGAGAGAAGAUACAAGCCAAGAAAAACGGACUACCUGGAGCCUGGUGAAUCCCUGAGUCCACGUCUCUUGUUACGACCAGAUUCUACCUACCACGAUUUCGUAGCAGGUGAAAUGGUUCUGGUAAACAACAUCAUUGACGAUCCCUGCAAGUGGGAGGCAGCGGACGAGAGCGAGCUGGUUGCGUGCCAGGACGGGAAUACACCCCAGGGAUACCGGGAUGCCAGCGGCCGGAUCUGCCGACUCUACCGGGAGUACUUGGACAUCGUCAACGGCGAGGUGCUACGGCAAGUAGCCAGUGAGCUAUGGGAGUAUGUGAGCUACAUGUAGCUGACGGACAAGAAUGACUGUUUCCGGGUCAUGUAGUUGAUGGACAAGAAUGACAGUCACUUUUUCCGGGUCAUGUACCUCUGGACAAGAAAGACUGUUUACGGGUCAUGAUACCAACUAUACCAACAGAUGAUGAAGAGAGGGUCAUACGUAUGAUGACAUUAAGCACGUGAAAAUCCAACAAUUACUUUCGAUCCUGUUCAAAUAAAAUAUCAAUUUUCGUAUUAAGAACACGGUAAGCGUCAGCACUAUAUGUCGUAUACAUGCACUCUUUUGCACUUUCAUGUCAGGUAGAAAUGGUUGGUCAAUACAAAUAGUACAUAAAUGCACGAACGACAUGUAGUACUUAUAAAGAUGGCUUGGUUCUGAGCACUUUGGCACGUGUGUUUGCUAUAAGCCUUGGAGCCGAAGUAUAACUGUUUUUGUCAGAAUAGGUAUACUUGUACUUAUCAGAUUCAUUAGAGUGGAGACCUCUGUAUUUCACAGGUAUCGAUGACCUUGCUGCAUUAUUCUUCUGGUAUUUCAUAAGAAGAUAACGAUAGAAGUACCAUAUCAUGUUACAAUAGUAAUGCCGUUGUGCUACAGCAGGGAACAAUUUGAUUAUAAUAAUGUUUUAUAUGAUUUCAAGUCUUCGUUGUUUUGCUGAUAACAAUCCGGUAGCGUUUAGUAACUGUCAGUAUUCAAAUAUCUGCUUCAAAUCCCUGGAAUUCAGAUAUUUAGUUCGCGCAAGCGCAAUACGCCCAAAUGUUGCCAAUAGAAAAGUCACAUUUGCAGGAAACCUAUGUGGCUAAGUCAUCUUAUUAAAAUCCCACAAUUAUAGGUCAGAAUGUUCAGUGACAAUAACAAGAACAUUUCCUCUGAAUGCAGCAUUUUGGUGUUUGAAAAAGGACAAAUAGAGGUGUCGAUAAGUUUACAAUAGCAAUUUUACGAUAGUAAACAAAAAAUUUCAAAAACUGUAGGAAAAUUAGACAUGCAUUAUUUAGCCCAGAGAACCUUUGUAACCAUGGAGAAGAACUUUAUUGCAUGACGACGAUUGCACAUGGUACAAUGUAUGGCAACAAUUACACAAAGUACAAAAUAGACGUAUAAAAUAAAACUUCAUAAUCAACAUAA
Branchiostoma floridae (Florida lancelet) is the source of this 5034-nucleotide messenger RNA. Its product is annotated as lithostathine-1-beta-like. The record is from RefSeq and is a predicted model, not a curated record. Lineage: Eukaryota; Metazoa; Chordata; Leptocardii; Amphioxiformes; Branchiostomatidae. The transcript is spliced from 6 exons. The coding region runs from base 50 to 892 and encodes 280 amino acids.